Molecule: messenger RNA, 3900 nt
Organism: Python bivittatus (Burmese python)
Lineage: Eukaryota; Metazoa; Chordata; Lepidosauria; Squamata; Pythonidae
Gene: CFAP251
Product: cilia and flagella associated protein 251
Cellular component (GO): sperm flagellum
Molecular function (GO): protein binding
Source: RefSeq, a predicted model, not a curated record
UGCUGGCCGCUCUGCCAGUCCUCAAAAUGAAACGGGGAGAUCCACAGGGGGACUUUGGACGCGCUUCUCAGCCCCCACUCUUGCUCUCCCACCUGUCCCCCCUUGCGAUGAUCCCAGACCUUUGCGGAAGGGAACCGUCCUUUUCUGACUAACGCCAUCCCAACGCUUUCCCGCAGCUCUACGGAUAUUUGCAGGGGACGAUGGAGGGAGGCAGGGACGGACCGGAAAGCCUCCGGAGGGUUCUCUCAGAGAAGACCUCCAAGGAACUCCUGGAAGUGCCAGAAGCUCCUCCCGAGGAGGCCGACGACCUCAGCCAGGAGACCCAAGACCAACAGAAAGAGGUCCCAGUCCUGGUGGCCGAGCCGGUGGGAAGAAAGCUUCUUGGAGCAGCUUCAGCUGGGCUCCUCUCGGGGAGAAGCGGCAGCAGCAUCUCUUUGUGGAAAGCCGGUCCUCCGAUUGUCAUACCUUUUAGCGAACACGCAAUCAGGAUCCCAAUGCCAAAAGGCCAAAUAUCCAGUGAGCUCUUGCAGUCAAAAGAAGCGCGCUCUGAUUCAGCCCCUUCUGUAAAAGAGAGGCUCUUUGCAGCUGAAAGAGAGGGUGCCAAGAGUCCUGCCCUCCAGGUCGAUAAAAGAGGCCCCGCUCGCGCCGAAAAACUCUCAGAAGCCAGAACAGAGGCUCGUGCGGGGAAAGACAGUCCCAAACGCGGGGAGCAGGAGCCCACUCAAAGGAGCAGCCAAGAACUCGUGCCCUCAAAACCCGGCAGUGCCACAAGCAGAGAGGGUGCAGCGGCUCCUGCCUUGGCCACCGAUAAGUCCAAGCUGUCCCACGGAAGCCAAGGGCCACCAAGUAAUAGUGACGUGACCAGUCUAGAGACAAUGGCAGGGACCUCCCUAAAGGAAAGUGAGACUUCCAGGACCCAAACUCCUGCCAGCAGCGCAACUCUUCUCCAGGAGGAAGAUUCUAUCGUGUCGUCGGCUUUCCCGGGGAUGUUGUUUGAAGAGAAGACUAAGCCACUCUCCGAUCACCCUCUUAGCUUGUCAUGGGUCUUUGGCUACAACAACCAGCUCCCCGUUUUCAACCUUCUCGACGAAGACCAACAGGUGAUCUUGUACGUUUCUGCUCAGGUGGCCGUGAUCCACGACCUCAUCAGGAAUAAACAGUAUCUCCUGCAGGGACAUUCCAGUUGCAUCUCUUGCAUCUGUGCCAGCGAUGACCGGCGGUGGAUUGCAACGGCCGACCGAGGUCCUGAGAGCCUGGUGAUCGUCUGGGACAGCUACUCUGCGGUUCCUGUCCACACCAUCUUCGACAGUCACCCCGAAGGUGGAGUCAGCGCCAUCACCAUUUCCCACGAUUCCAAGUUUCUGGCUACACUGGGGGCUGGAGAGGUGCAGAAAGUUUCCAUUUGGAGGUGGACCACGCUGGACACAAAGCCGGUCUGCAGUGUGGAAAUCCUGCCCCAGUUUGGUUUCCAGAAUUACAUUGCGUUCAGUGGCCAAACCCAGAAGGAGCUGGUGAGCAACAGUGAAAGCCAAGUCGUCUUCUACUCAUGGGAGGAUGGGUUGCACUACCACGCUCCUCUCCUGACAGACAAAACUUUCAACAAGGCGGUGGGAUUCUUCAGUCAAUCCCGUUUCCAUUUCAACUCUGCCCAAGCAAUCAGCAGCACGUCAGAGGGGAAGCUGGUGAUCUGGGAUGUUGUUUGCUCGCCCUUGAAGGGUUCCACUGCAUGUGAGAAACUGUACAACAUGAAAGCCAUCAAGCUGGUGCAUCUGCAGAAGGACGCCAUCACGGUCCUGGCCAUCACGGAUGAACUCUUCGUGACCUGCGACGUCAGAGGCCACGUGAAAUUCUACGAUGGGGACCUGCAGCUGAUGCACUGGUACAGCCAGUUUAAACUGGGACCCAUCCAGUCCAUUUCCUUCUCCAAGAAACCUGCGUCCCCUGGCGACAUCACCAAGUACCCUGAGUCUUGCACCUUGGAUGGCAAACCCUUCGUUGUUAGGAACUUCAUCCUGGCCACCUUGGACGGCUUGGUGAUUCACAUCCAGUCAGAGGAAACGAAAGUCACCAAGUGCCUAGAGGAACCAAAGGAUGCUGUUCACACCAUCGUCUGCCACCCCAGCAAAAGUCUCCUGGCCAAGGGGAGCUACUGCGGCCUUCUGAAAGUGUGGAGCUACACACUCCAUAAAUACCUUGUCAGUCGAAUUUUUAAGGGCGAAAGCAUCAGCAGCCUCUGUUAUAAUCAUGAUGGUUCCUUGCUAGCUGCUGGCUUCCUGAAUGGGAGUGUUUAUAUCCUUGAUUCAAUAUCGUUGGAAAACGACUGUCCGGAACCUUUCCAAUAUUCAAAAGGCCCGGUCACCAUCAUGAGCUUCUCUCACAAUUCUGAAUAUCUUGCCACUGCAGAUGAAAACUUGUCAUUGAACCUUUACAAAAAAAUGGUCAUAGAGGAGAAGAAAGUCUGGGAUCGCCUAGCUGCCCUCCACUCCCACUACAAGCCAAUUCGCACCCUUCUUUUUGGGGUGCACUUGGACAGUGAUGAGCCACGUCUCUUAAGUCUCGGAGAAGACCGGCUCUUGGUGGAAUACGACUUGGAGAGUACCGUCAAAGAUGAGCUGGUGGUAAUCCGAAGAGACCGUAUUGAGCAGAGUGCGGUCCCCAAAUAUAUUGCUUGGUAUCCCCCCAUCACAACCGAGUACUUUUUCCUCACUGCCAACGAUCACUACAAAAUGAAGAUUUAUAAUGUGACCACAAAGUUGUGCAGAAAGACCGUUUUGGGACCCACGUAUGGCUCUCCUCUUGAGAAGAUUAUCAUCCUUCCAUUGGCUGAGGGCCAUGAUCUCCAGAAGCGGUAUCUGGCCUACAUCACAAAAGAUAAGAUUGGCCUGCAGAUCUUGCCCGUCGACGGGAACCCGCACAAGUCCUCGGCUUUCAUUUGCCACCCUAUGGGGGUGGCCGACCUCGCCUGCUCCUACAGCGGACGCUACCUCUUCACGGCGGGGGGCAGCGACUUGACGGUGAUGAAAUGGGACGUGAAUCUAGACGCUCUGGAUGCCGCGGUCUCCCUGGGGGGCAAGGACCUGGUCCCGUUCUACAACCUCCUGGAAGGGGGGAGAGAUGGCGAGUUUUUCAAGGAGCUAGAAGACUAUUUUUACUAUGCUCAGCUGUGCCAUCAAGGCAUCAACACCAUGGAACCUAGGAAGGUGUCUACCCACAUCCCCUUGGAGCAAGUUCCCUUUGUGAUGCGUGCUAUGGGGUUUUACCCAUCUGAGGAGCAGGUUGAAGACAUGUUGAAUGAAGUAAAAUUCAGUGAGUUUCUGGAGACUGGAAAGCAAGUGACCCAUAUUAAUUUAGGGGACUUUAUCAAACUGUAUGUGAAUCAUCGGCCUGCCUUUGGGCUGGCAUCGAAAGAAAUUCAAAAUGCCUUCCAAGUGCUGGGCUAUGAGAACGAGGACCAUGAAGCCACCAUCAACAGAGAUGACCUGCUUUUGCUCCUUCAGCAUAAAGGAGAGCAUUUCACCGAAGAGGAGUUGGCCGAGCAUCUCACCACUCUUCUGGGCUUCAAUCCCGAGGGGGGCCGUUCAGAGGUUGGCACCUAUGAUCCCACAGGUGCAGAUGACUUGAUUCAGGAGGAAAUCCCAGAGGAAAUUACAGCUGCUCAGUUCACAAAGGACAUUCUUGGAUUACCUAUUCCAGAACCGAUGGAAGUGGUGACAGAGACACAAACCUCGGACGAGCCCACAAGCAGCAGCUUCUUGUCACUAAAGUCUCAGUGAUUUAUACUCUUCACCUUCUUCGCCAUUGCUUCUUUGCUUGCGUUCUGCCGGAGUCCAAAAAUUAUAGUGCGCUGUUAUUUUUGAAAAGCAAAUUUUCAGAAAAUGACUAGUUUUAAUGUUAUGGAAA